AUGUCAGCGUCCUCAAGCUUCAGAGACAUAAUUCUGUUUCUUUGUCUCGCCAUCGUUCCAGGGUCAAAUGGCGCGGACUGUUACUUUCCCGAUGGAAGCCUCGUUCCCAAUGACGAAUACACUCCAUGCCAAAACGGCACUCUAUUCAGCAUGUGCUGUAGGACGGGGGGUAUGAUACCAGAUACGUGUCAGCCUAGCGGCCUGUGCUAUAACAAGUGUGACCAUCAACACCGCUCAGGAUGCAAGAAUGACCCUGGUACAUUUUGGCGGGAGGCCUGUACAGAUCAGGCCUGGCAGAGCCCGUACUGUUUGCAGAAUGUGUGCACGGAUCCGUCUAUGAACGGUAGGGCCAACUAUAGUGUGCCCAUCACGCAGUGUAGCCGGGAUUCUAAAUGGUGCUGCGGUGCCAUAGACUCGCAGGAAUGCUGCGAUACAGACAUGAGGUUUGAGUUGGCGACAAAAUUGGGGCAGUCCCCGAGCUCAUCGCCUACGACGGCGACCAUAUCUGGUACAUCCACUAGUUCCAACCAAACACCUGCUGAAACGUCAACGGAUAAGUUGUCCUCAUCAAUCGGUGAUGGUGGAGUUGACCAGGGACUUGGGCAGGGAGCGAAGAUCGGUCUUGGCGUUGGCAUUGGGCUGGGGAUACCUGUCGUCUGCGGUAUUGCGGCGGCUAUGUUUCUGCGCUGGCGGAGAAAACGGUCCCCUCCUGUGGUGGGUCUACAUCGAGGAGAGGGGAAUUUUGCAAAGCCAGAAAUUGGAGGCACAUCAGUCGCUGAACUGGAUAACCGCGCCCUAGCAAGAGAGUUAGAAGGAACUGUGGUCAUGGCGGAAAUGGGCACGGAGGAGCCGAGAAAAUAG
Penicillium egyptiacum is the source of this 861-nucleotide messenger RNA. The record is from the annotation of a GenBank genome assembly. NCBI's taxonomy places the organism in Eukaryota, Fungi, Ascomycota, Eurotiomycetes, Eurotiales, Aspergillaceae.